CACAGAGAGGUGGAGAGUGUGUGUAUGCGUGUGAGGGAGCGAGAGAGAAAGAUGGAGAGGCAGAUAUCAUAGCAUCACACUACGAUUCAGCAGAAAAAAUUAGAAAGAGCGACAGAAUUAGCAAAAGCUGCAUUGGAAAAGGGGCCUCAAGACGUGACCUGUGCUCCACCACCUUCCAGAUUCAAACUUUAUUGCCUGAGAAGUUGCAGUAUCCUCUCUUGUUAACUGCGUAGCUGCGACAGAUUUUAAGUAGAAGGAUAGCUCCAGUUUUCUUACAAAGAUGGGAGGCGAAAAGGACUUAAACGUGGUGCAGAAUGUCGACCUUAAGCGCUAUCAAGGGCGAUGGUAUGAGAUUGCGUCAAUUCCCUCGCGGUUCCAACCUUCAACGGGAACCAAUUCUCGUGCGACGUAUGCCCUGAAAGAAGACCAAACUAUUCACGUUCUCAAUGAAACUUGGGUAAGCGGCAAGCGCAGCUACAUCGAGGGUAAAGCGUGGAAGGCAGAUGCUGCCAGCCCUGACGCUAAACUCAAAGUGCGCUUCCUAGUGCCACCUUUCUUCCCAAUAUUUCCUGUUACGGGAGAUUACUGGGUAAUGAAGCUUGAUGAGAAUUAUCAGUGGGCCCUAAUAGGCCAACCCUCCAGAAGAUAUCUCUGGGUUUUAUCUCGGACGCCAGAGCUCAGCGACGAAAUUUACAAUCAACUUCUGGAGCAUGCAACUAACGAAGGUUACGAUGUUAGCAAGUUACAUAAAACGCAGCAAAUUCCAGAAAUAGGGGAAGAAGGAACCUCGAAUUCGGAGAACACAGAUCGCGCUGGAGUGUGGUGGUUAAAAUCCCUCUUCGGAAAGUAAAAACCAAUGAUGCACAUGGCAUACAUGUCAUUCAUUGAUUUCAAUUUGUAAUUUCCCUUUCUAAAUAUUUAUCUACAGUGUCUUUCGUGAGUUUUGCCCUUCUUCAACAUCUAUGAAUUGUUUGAAUAUGCGGUAUGAAAGACAAGGAAAAAACAGAGCAGAUUCUUCUAGCUUAUCUAGACAGUAUACACGCAACUGGCGAUAACAAUUUGCUAAAUACUAGCACCAUGAUACACUGA
Messenger RNA from Physcomitrium patens, 1089 nucleotides. Its product is annotated as temperature-induced lipocalin-1. The record is from RefSeq and is a predicted model, not a curated record. Gene Ontology annotation, biological process: response to reactive oxygen species; lipid metabolic process. Lineage: Eukaryota; Viridiplantae; Streptophyta; Bryopsida; Funariales; Funariaceae. Gene Ontology annotation, cellular component: cytoplasm.